AUGACAGCCUCCGAAGACGGAUCCGUGUGGCACGGAUUCCCGAAAUCGCACUUGCUGCGUACCGUGAUGCAGCUUCUGCUCGACAUGGGCUACCGCGACACAGUGAAGACACUGGAGCGCGAGUCCUCCUGCACGUACCAGUGUCCCCGCGUGACCGAGCUGGAGGAAGCGGUUCGCAUCGGCGACAUGACAAACGCGCGCAGCAUUCUAUCGCAGUUGAAGCUCCCGCCGGAGAUCCGGUCGGCGUGCUCGUUCUUGUGUUCGCAGCAGGACUUCGCCAUGGCGCUCCACCGCCAAGAGUUCGACGAGGCAUUACGAGUGUUGCGCGAGGAGCUCUGCCCCUCGGCGUUUGACGAGGACACGCAGCGUCGCGUUCAGAAGUGCGCCAGUCUGCUCUCCUAUCCAUCCCCCGAUGAUGCGCUUCGCUCGGAGAUCCACUGGGACGCCUCUAGCUCGCUGGGCGACCUGUGGCUGCGGCUGCGGCACCUGAUAUCGCCCGAGCUGUGCGUGCCCCCGAAUCGGCUGCUGACGCUGCUGCGGCAAGCGGUGGAGUUGCAGGAGUUGUACUGCCCCCACCAUGCGAGCUCCUUGGAUGAACCGGGACCCCCGUCCCUCUACGAGGACCACACGUGCCCCGAGGUGGCGCCCCCUGCGCAAUGCGUAGCUCGUCUGGAGGGCCACAGCGACGAGGUGUGGGACAUCGUGCUGUCCCCCAACGGCCAGUACAUCCUCACCGGCGGCAAGGACGAGAGCGUGAUCCUUUGGAGCGCCAGCGAGCCCUUCGACCGCAUCCAUCAGUGGAACGACCACCAGGCGGUGGUCAGCAGCGUCAGCUGGUCUUCGGAUUCUGAGCUGUGCGCGUCGAUCGACAAGGACGGCGUGAUUCUCCUCUGGUCGCCGCAUUACGCGUGGUGCAUCGGCGGCGUCGACCCGUCGGACGGCGUGCAGCUAUGCAUCUCUUGGGUGCCCGGCCGCCACGCCUUCUUGGCGAGCAACGCCGAACGGCAGGUGGUCCUCUACGAAGUUGAGAAGCCCUUUGGCAAUGAAGGUGCAGCAGCGUCUGACCCGACCUCGCCGGACGAGUCGACUGGCGAGCCAUCGGGAUCCUCGGAAUUGCGGUACACCGUGAAGGCUGCGCGCCGCUUUACGGUAAACUGCCGCAUUCGCACCAUCGCAGUGAACAAGGACGGCACCCUGGCGAUCGGCGCCUCGCCCGACCGGCUCACGCAUCUCAUCGACAUUGCGACGUUCCGGGAGCUGCCUCCGCUGCCCGAGCACUCCAACGUCACCAUGGUGGCCUGCAGCGCGCUGCACAACCAGGUGCUGCUGAGCGUGGCGGGUCGCUAUCCGGUGAUUCGGCUGUGGGACCUCGACGAGCGGCGCGUGAUACAGACGUACCGCGGUCACAGGGAGGACCGCUUCAUCCUGCGGUGCGCUUUCGGCGGCCCCGACGAGCGCUUCGUGGUGAACGGCAGCGAGGACGCGCAUAUCUACAUUUGGAACAAGCUCUUCGGUACGCUGGUGGCCGUGCUGCAGGCGCACUCGUCCACGGUGAACGGCAUUGCGUGGAGCACCCGCCCGGGCGGCUACCUGUUCAGCGUCUCCGACGACCACACGGUCGCCGUGUGGCAGCCGCUGCCUGCGCUAUAG
This is a messenger RNA of Babesia bigemina, 1650 nucleotides long. Its product is annotated as WD domain, G-beta repeat containing protein, putative. NCBI's taxonomy places the organism in Eukaryota, Apicomplexa, Aconoidasida, Piroplasmida, Babesiidae. The record is from RefSeq and is a predicted model, not a curated record. The coding region runs from base 1 to 1650 and encodes 549 amino acids. Gene Ontology annotation, molecular function: protein binding. The transcript is spliced from 3 exons.